AUGAGGAGGAAUGAGUCAUCUCCGCAGCCAGGGACCGCCUUCCUCCCCGAGGACGACCUCUGCUUGGCAGCCCGGGCACACAAAGUGCUGGGCUGGAGCAGCUCUCCGUCAUCCCAGUCGUCCUCAGAGUACCAGUCCUAUUCUCAGUACCAGUCCUGGGCCUCCAGGAAACAGGAAGAGGAACAGGAGGCCCCACCCGAGAGCGUGUGUGCCCUGUACACCCAUGUGCAGACUGUGCACGGCGUGGCAGUGGCUUGGGAGACUGACGAUGGCUUCGAGCCAGUCACCAGGAAGCCCCUCAUCCGCGAGGCCGAGUUCAUCAAGCGUCAGCGGCGGAAAGGAUCCUCCUUCGAGAUGGCCUCCAACACAGACCUGCGCUGGGAGCUGGAAGCCUGCAAGCAUCGCUGCCCGGAGCCCGAGGAGGCUGCGGACUGCUGCUUGCAGGAGCUGCGAGCACCGCCAGACUGGCUGGUCACCACCAACCACGGCCUGCGCUGCGUGGCCUGCUGCAGGGUCUUCCCCACGCUGGAGGCGCUGCUGGACCACGCCCAGCACGGCAUCCGCGAUGGCUUCAGCUGCCAGAUAUUUUACGAGGAGAUGUUGGAAAGGAAGCGGGCCCGGGAUCAAAAACAGGACCAACAGCCUGUAGAGGAGGAGCAGUGCCCUUCUGACAGUGAAUAUACCCAGCCUUGCACCAAGGUGCUUUUCCAGCAGCAGCCACAGCAGCAGCAACAGCCACAGCUGCCAAAGCAGCAGCAGCAAGAGCAGCAGCAGCCGCCGCCAGAGGAGCCACAGCCGCCACAGCAGCCACUGGGGGAGUAG
Messenger RNA from Psammomys obesus (fat sand rat), 822 nucleotides. It is a transcript of the gene Fam170b, whose product is annotated as family with sequence similarity 170 member B. NCBI's taxonomy places the organism in Eukaryota, Metazoa, Chordata, Mammalia, Rodentia, Muridae. The coding region runs from base 1 to 822 and encodes 273 amino acids. Gene Ontology annotation, biological process: fertilization. The record is from RefSeq and is a predicted model, not a curated record. The transcript has a single exon. Gene Ontology annotation, cellular component: acrosomal vesicle.